This is a messenger RNA of Chrysemys picta bellii (western painted turtle), 4098 nucleotides long. NCBI's taxonomy places the organism in Eukaryota, Metazoa, Chordata, Testudines, Emydidae. The record is from RefSeq and is a predicted model, not a curated record.
CCCUCUGGCUGGAACUGGCUGGUCAGGUCACUGGGGUCCUCUCUCCGCAGCCCAUUGUCCUCCCACUGGCAGGAACCGGCUGUGACUCCUGAGUGGGGCCUCCUGGUCGUCAGGUCACCGGUCGCUGGGGUAUCCGUCCUCCAGGCCAUUGGCUGGGGUCCCAAGUUCCCUCUCCGGUCCCCUGUAACAAUAAACUCCCUCUCCCCUCACCUCUUUAAACCAGUAACACCCAAGGACACUGAGUCCCACCCCCUCUGCAUGCAACCAUUGGAAAAACACGGAAAAAACAAGAAAAUCCCCCACUUCAUCACAUCGGUUCACACGUGGCUGCUCAGGUUCACACGCAGCAGCCCAGGCUCACAUGCGGGUGCCCAGGUUCACACGCUGGUGCCCAGGCUCACAUGCGGGUGCCCAGGUUCACACGCUGGUGCCCAGGCUCACACACGCUUACGCAGGAACACCUGCGUGGGCACCUCUGCCCACACAGACACACCCCCUGCCACUCACACAUACCUCCGCGAUGGCUGACACCGCUGUGACAUCCAUCCGUGCACAUCCAGCCAGGGCCCCGGGGCAGGCACACGCCUAUGCUGCUGCUGGGGUUCCCUGCACAACUGCUCCACACACUGGUGCAGGGACACACACUCGCUGCCCUGUGCUGAUGCACACACACGCCUGCUCUCCUCUCCGGGUCCAGCUGGCCCCCUUAGCCGCUGGGAUGGCACCAGCCCCAUCUGAUCCAAGCACACCCAUGCCAGGGAGCUCCCCGGCCCCGGCCCCUGCCCUGCCACCCCGCCGGCCCCACUACCAGCCUUGCCCCGCCUCGCCUCGCCUCGCCAGCCCCUUGGGCUCACUCAGACUCUGCACAAGGGUUGCCCUAGACACCCCUGUUCCUGGGGCUGCGGCCCUGCCCCCGCGGCCAGCAGCUCUGCUUAGACACCCAUGAGCCAUCCCUGUCCCCAGGGGCAGGACAGGCCUCCCUUUGCUCCCCAGCAUCACGGACAGUCCCAAGACAGCUGGGUGGCUCCCUCUUGAGGGCUGGGGGUAGCCCGGUGAGGUGCCGGGGGAGCUGCAUACUGCUGGGUGAGGUGGCACUCAGGGGCUCCUGCUGCCCUGGGGGCUCUGGGCUGCGUGUGGGCAGGAGCCCCGGCUGUCUCGGGGUUAAUGGGCAGGGGAGGGGGUGCCCAGGCUCUGGCUGGGUCCGGCCCGCGCGCCCGCUGGCUCUUUGUUGCUGGGAGAGCAGGGCAGGCUGGGUAAAAUUUCCGCCCCAAUAAUUUUCCUCUCCACUCGGUGCGGCUCCCUCGCUCCCUCGCUGGCUGGCAGCUCUGUCACUCGCUCCGUCCUCUCUCCUGCCUGGGUCCCUGCUCUCCACGGACGUCCAUGCCCCUUCCCCAGGGUGCCCACAGGCAGGAGCUGCCCACUGCAGGUUCUGCACAGGGGCAGCAGGACGGCAGUGUGGUGGCUCCCCGGUGCCCCAUGGGUGGCCCACGGGCAUGUGGCUUGGGGUGAGCCUGGACGCCGCACCAUGGGCUCAGCGUGGUACACAGGGCGGCCGUGAGGAUGCUGGCUUCUCUCCUGCAGCUGCUCCAGGAGUUCUCAGGCACCCCCAGCACCACCCCCCAGGCCAGAGCGGGACCCAUGCCUGGCAUCUCCUUGUGUGGCACCUGCCUCUGCCUGGAUAACGAUGCGCCCUGCGGAGCCGGGCAGGGCCGGGAGGAGAAGGUCCUGUCCCUCGGGGCCGACGUGCUCCCGGAGUACAAGCUGCAGGCACCGCGCAUCCACAAAUGGACCAUCCUGCACUACAGCCCCUUCAAGGCGGUGUGGGACUGGCUCAUCCUGCUGCUGGUCAUCUACACGGCCGUCUUCACGCCCUACUCGGCCGCCUUCCUGCUCAACGAUCAGCAGGAGAACUUGCGGCACAUCUGCGGCUACUCCUGCAGCCCGCUCACCGUGGUGGACCUGCUGGUGGACAUCAUGUUCCUCAUCGACAUUGUCAUCAACUUCCGCACCACCUAUGUCAACUCCAACGAGGAGGUGGUGAGCCACCCGGGCCGCAUCGCCAUCCACUACUUCAAGGGCUGGUUCCUCAUCGACAUGGUGGCCGCCAUCCCCUUCGACCUGCUCAUCUUCGGUUCCGGCUCCGGCUCCGAGGAGACCACCACGCUGAUCGGGCUGCUGAAGACAGCCCGGCUGCUGCGGCUGGUGCGCGUAGCCCGUAAGCUGGACCGCUACUCGGAGUACGGGGCAGCUGUGCUCUUCCUGCUCAUGUGCACCUUCGCCCUCAUCGCCCACUGGCUGGCCUGCAUCUGGUAUGCCAUCGGCAACAUGGAGCAGCAGAGCAUCGGCUGGCUGCACGCACUGGGCGACCAGAUUGGCAAGCCCCUGAACCGCAGCGUCCCGCUGCAGGGGCCCAGCAUCAAGGACAAGUACGUCACCGCGCUUUACUUCACCUUCAGCAGCCUGACCAGCGUGGGCUUCGGCAACGUCUCCCCCAACACCAACUCCGAGAAGAUCUUCUCCAUCUGCGUCAUGCUCAUCGGCUCCCUGAUGUACGCCAGCAUCUUCGGGAACGUCUCGGCCAUCAUCCAGCGCCUCUACUCGGGCACCGCCCGCUACCACACCCAGAUGCUGCGGGUCCGCGAGUUCAUCCGCUUCCACCAGAUCCCCAACCCGCUGCGCCAGCGCCUGGAGGAGUAUUUCCAGCACGCCUGGUCCUACACCAAUGGCAUUGACAUGAACGCGGUGCUAAAGGGCUUCCCCGAGUGCCUGCAAGCUGACAUCUGCCUGCACCUCAACCGCAGCCUGCUGCAGAGCUGCCGACCCUUCCAGGGGGCCAGCAAGGGCUGCCUGCGCGCCCUGGCCAUGAAGUUCAAGACCACGCACGCCCCGCCCGGCGACACGCUGGUGCACGCCGGCGAUGUGCUCACCGCGCUCUACUUCAUCUCCCGCGGCUCCAUCGAGAUCCUGCGCCGCGACAUGGUGGUGGCCAUCCUCGGGAAGAACGACAUCUUUGGGGAGCCACUGAACCUGUAUGCGCGGCCGGGCAAGUCCAACGCGGACGUGCGGGCUCUGACCUACUGCGACCUGCACAAGAUCCAGCGGGAGGAGCUGCUGGAGGUGCUGGACAUGUACCCCGAGUUCUCGGACCGCUUUUGGGCCAGCCUGGAGAUCACCUUCAACCUGCGUGACACCAACAUGAUCCCCGGCUCCCCCGGAAGCACCGAGCUGGACGGCGGCUUCAACCGGCUGCGGCACCGCAAACUGUCCUUCCGCCGGCGCACGGAUAAGGACCCGGAGAACGCCGGGGAGCGGAGGAGCAGCCAGAAGCCGCGGCGGACGGGUCAGAACCACCAGGCACCGGAGGUCCCGGGGGAUCAGCCUGAGUGGGAACCCUCCAGCGACGAGGGCGAACGCCCCACGCCCAUCGCCAGUGCCAGCCAGCUGUCACCCCUCCGCGCCAACGGGGAGCUGCUGAUCCAGGGCGACGGGCAGCCCAAGGGCAGCGAGACGUGCAGCCCCCUCUCAGGGGCCUUCUCGGGGGUGUCCAACAUCUUCAGCUUCUGGGGCGAGAGCCGGGGGCGGCAGUACCAGGAGCUUCCCCGCUGCACCGUCCCGGCCCACGCCAGCCUCAGCAUGGCCCUGCCCGCCCGGGGCCGCUGGCCCCACGCCGAGGUGGAGAGCCGGCUGGACCAGCUGCAGCAGCAGCUCAACAGGCUGGAGAACCGCAUGGCCGCGGACGUGGGCGCCAUCAUGCAGCUGCUGCAGCGGCAGGUUUGGCUGGUGCCGCCAGCCUAUAGCACCGUGUCGUCGCCGCUCCCCGGCCCAGAGCGCCCCCCGCCGCCCGUCCUGCCCAUCACCCCCGUCCAGCCCUGCCCCCAGGUGAGACCCCACCGUGCAGCGUCAGCCCGGCACACCCCCUGCGGCCAACCGCCGACGGACACCGGCCGGGGCUCUGCCCCCUGGGGACGCGGGGCGGGUCGCCCAGCCGCCGGGUCGGGAAUCAAACCGAGAUCCCUGGGGAGCACCGGUCCCUCCUUUGCCGGCGCUCCUCACUCCCGACCCGCAGACCCCCUGCCGGCCCAGCCCAGAACUCCCCUC